AAAAAAUAUAUUCUGAACCAAUGGACUGCAGACAUAGUACAAGAAAUGGCUAGAGACUGCGGAUGUACUACAGCAAAUGACCAGAGACUGCGGACAUACUACAGGAGAUGACCAGAGACUGCAGACAUAGUACAGACAUAGUACAGGAGAUAGUACUGGUAGUAUUACAGAAGAUGACCAGAGACUGCAGACAUACUACAGGAGAUGACCAGAGACUGCAGACAUAGUACAGGAGAUGACCAGAGACUGCGGGCAAGGUACAGGAGAUGACCAGAGACUGCGGAC
Molecule: messenger RNA, 285 nt
Organism: Staurois parvus
Lineage: Eukaryota; Metazoa; Chordata; Amphibia; Anura; Ranidae
Source: the annotation of a GenBank genome assembly